Molecule: messenger RNA, 918 nt
Organism: Penaeus monodon (black tiger shrimp)
Lineage: Eukaryota; Metazoa; Arthropoda; Malacostraca; Decapoda; Penaeidae
Product: pupal cuticle protein 36-like
Exons: 2
Coding region: 1-918 (305 amino acids)
Source: RefSeq, a predicted model, not a curated record
AUGGUCAAGACACAGUCAUUAGCAUUGUUUAUUACAAAGAACUGUAUAAACAGAUUCAUUCAUGAUGUUAAAUAUAGAAGACCAGGAUUCUCUGCUGGAGUGGGAAUUACAAGUGGAUCCGGAAUCAGCCAUGGAUCCGGAUUUACAACUGGAUCAGGAGUUUCCCAUGGUGGAGCCUCAGCCGGAGUAAGCUUUACAGCUGGAUCCGGAGGACUUGCACAUGGAUCUGGAUUUACCUCAGGAACAGGAGCUCCUACUGGAACCGGAGUCCUAACUGGCACAGGAAGUACCGGUGGUUUGAUCGGAGAUAGGUUCCCCUCUUUUACUGACGCCAUUGCCGCUGGAUGCAAGGAAGGAGAAAUUCUGCAUGUGGAUGGAACUUGCGUAGUUCCUGAAGUAUCUAGGAAAGUUUUUGUUGUCGAUGUUCCCCAACAACAACAACUAUCAGGUCCUCCACCAAGUGUUCCUCCUCCUAAAGUGGAUCAUAAUAUCCUUUUUGUGCGUCUUCCUGCAGAAGGUCUUGCACCUGAACCUAUCGUUGUUCCUCCACCAAGGCAAAACAACAUAGUUUAUGUCCUUAACAAGCAGAACGAGCAGGCUCAAAGGGUCAUUGAGGUCGAAGCUCCUCCACCUUCAGAGCCUGAAAUCUACUUCGUCAACUACGAUGAUGGAGAAAAUCCUACUCUUCCUGGAGGUAUCGAUCUUCUUACUGCUCUUGGAUCCGCUGCCGAGACUGGCGGGGAAGUAAUUGGUGCCGUAGGAGGCGCUGGUGCCGCUGGAGGUAUUGGUGGAGUCUCUGGUACAGAGGAGGCGACGGCGUCAUUGGAACGUUGUCUGGGGUCGGCGGAGUGCCGACAGCGGAGGGAUUUCAGAUUGAGGAACGGAUUUCUGGGAUAUGGUGAAGUGGAUCGGAGAUAG